Molecule: messenger RNA, 3560 nt
Organism: Silurus meridionalis
Lineage: Eukaryota; Metazoa; Chordata; Actinopteri; Siluriformes; Siluridae
Gene: cacnb2b
Product: calcium channel, voltage-dependent, beta 2b
Exons: 14
Coding region: 391-2274 (627 amino acids)
Biological process (GO): calcium ion transmembrane transport; chemical synaptic transmission; regulation of voltage-gated calcium channel activity
Cellular component (GO): voltage-gated calcium channel complex
Molecular function (GO): high voltage-gated calcium channel activity; protein binding
Source: RefSeq, a predicted model, not a curated record
GUGUGUGUGUGUGUGUGUGUGUGUGUGUGUGUGUGUGUGUGAGAGUUUAUAAAUAAAUAAAGCAGGCUCACAUCAGAGGUAUCAAAGGGAUGCUCGCAAGAAUGAGACACACACACCUGAAGCCAGUUAAGUGUGUGGCUGUGGAAUCCCAAGCCAGCGAAGAUCCGAGUAAAAUUCAGUCUGUUGGUCCAACUCAUGCACCAGAGGUGCUCAGACACUGCUCGUGUCUGUGUGCUGCAGAUAUGAGUGAAGUCUAUUUGGACAACAUUCUCUUAAAACAUAUCUAACGGACCUCUCUUAUUUGGGAAAUUAUGAGCUCUAAGGGAGCAAUGAAGUGACCGGUGCUUUGCUUUGGAUGUCCCCUCAUCUUGACCUCUGGAUGUGCUCUUGAUGCUUUGCUGUGGUCUGGGACACUGGCGGCAAGUACAGUCCACCUAUGGUUCGGCGGACCGUCAAGACUCAGGGACCACUGAGGAAAAGGAGAAGAAUGCACAGGUCCAGCUGGAGAAGGCGAAGUCUAAACCUGUUGCGUUUGCUGUACGCACAAACUACACCUACACCCCUGCCGAUGAUGACAACGUUCCUAUCCUAGGACAUGGAGUUGCCUUUGAGGCUAAAGACUUCCUGCAUAUUAAAGAGAAAUUCAAUAAUGACUGGUGGAUUGGGCGGCUGGUAAAAGAAGGUGGGGAAGUGGGUUUCAUCCCCAGCCCAGUCAAUCUGGAGACUAUUCUCAUUCGGAGGGAGGUGCAAGCCAGGAAGGCUGCCAAAGCUCUAGCCAACAAAGCAGCAAGCUCUGCCAAAGAUGAUUUGAACUCGAAGAAAGCUACUCCUCCUCCAACAGUUCAGCAGGUGAAGAAGAAAUCAGGAGAACAACUGGCAGCAUAUGAUGUUGUGCCUUCAAUGCGUCCUGUCGUGCUGAUGGGGCCUUCACUCAAGGGUUAUGAGGUUACAGACAUGAUGCAGAAGGCCCUCUUUGAUUUUUUAAAACGCAGAUUUGAAGGCAGAAUAACCAUAACUCGAGUGACAGCAGACAUCGCCCUAGCCAAGCGGUCAAUCUUAAACAACCCCAGCAAGCAUGCUAUAAUGGAUCGCUCCAACACACGCUCCAGCCUUGAUGCUGCUGCUCAGAUCCAAGGGGAGAUUGAGAGGAUCUUUGAGCUUGCACGUAGCCUGCAGCUGGUGGUUCUGGAUGCAGACACUAUAAACCAUCCACUCCAACUCAGCAAGACCUCCCUGGCCCCAAUUCUCGUCUAUGUCAAGAUCUCCUCUCCUAAGGUUCUCACCAGGUUGAUAAAAACCAGAGGAAAGUCCCAGACCAAACAUCUCAAUGUUCAGAUGGUGGCUGCAGAUAAACUUGCCCAGUGUCCCAAUGAGAUCUUUGAUGUCAUCUUAGAUGAGAACCAACUGUCAGAUGCCUGUGAGCACAUAGCUGAGUACCUUGAGUCUUACUGGAGGGCCACUCACCCACCAGAGAUGGAGACAGCCAAGCCUGCAGUAGAGCCCCCAGAGAGCACACUCCCCAGCAGCCCCACACCUGCCAAGGAUGAAUCAAAAAGCAAGAGGACAGUAACCAGUAAAAGGAAGGAAUCUCUGGAGAACCAACAAAAGUAUCACCAAAAUGAGGAGCCAAAAGCGGAGGAAAAAAAAGAAGCACGAGAGAAAGAGGCAGCUGAGGAGGAGCAGCCCUUGAAGGGUGAGCCCAAGAGGACCCACCAACACCACCGCCACCACCACCGUCACCAUCACCGCCGCACCAGCGCAGAUCACAAAGAACAGCACAACCACCACCCUGCCCACUUACAAAACAUGGACACUGAUAAUGUUACCAGUAAGAACUCAGAGUCUCAAAGCCAUCAUCUGCUGCUAGACAAAGAAGGAUUGGACCAAACUGAGACACAUUCAACCCAGAUCACAAUCCAUAAAGACCAAAACCAUUAUCACCACCACCACCACCAUCAUCAUCAUCAUCGCAAGACCAUAGACAUUCACAAUGAGUAUGGACAAGACUAUAAGCUGAAGCACAAUCAGUGCAACAGGCAGCAUAGUCAUCAGAGACAGCUACGCCCCUGUAAUGAACAGAUGCUGCACUCCCUUCAUAAACAGUCACUGCCUUUAUCUCAAUAUGAAUCACCUGAACAUGAACAGCAUUACAGCCUUGAACAUCAAUACCACUACCGUGGCCAAGAAAGAGCCAGAGACAGGAACAAGGAGAAGAACAAUGAUAGACACGAUGAGGCGGGAAACUGGAGCAGAGAUAUGCAUGUUCAUCACUGACUGAUGCGGAUUUGUAGUGAAACAUACAUGUAAUGCCACUACUUGUACUGUUCAAACGUCUCACCAAAAGCAUGCACAGAUCUUGUAUAUGCUUAGAAUGUAGUUACAAAUGCAGGUUUUCCACUUUUUUAAAAUGUUUUUUUAAACCAUUUCUUAGAAGAAUGGUUUAAUGUUAAAUAAUUGCUAAGGAUAGUGCUAAGCAAGUACAGCCAGUUACAAGCAGUUAUAUUCUUUUCAGUUAUAUCUAUUUGACAUUUCUAUUACAUUUUGCAGACAUGUGCUGUUAUCCAUGCCUAAUAGGAUUAUUAACAUUGUAAAACAAAAUAAAAAAAAAAACCUAAAUUAGACCGGCCUUCUCAGUCUGCCUUAAGGACCCUUUUUUUUAAUACACUACUAUUUACUGUUAAAAUUUCUUACAAAAAGGUGUGAAAAAAAAAUCAAAAAUAAUGCAAAACAUUUUUAAUGACAAAUGAGUAAAGCAUGAGUAAGUAUUAUUAUGUAAAGUAUGGUUUUAUACAUGUUCCACAAAUGAAAACCUGGAAAAAAAAUGGAAACUUUCCAUUUUCAGCAUUGAAAGAAAAAAAAGAUUUUCAUUUAUAUAUUCACAUAUCAUUUACAUUUACUUAUUAACUGAGUGCCUACAGGGCAAGUCUACUGUAAAUAUGCACAGUAUCGAGUUAAAAUAUAAAAAUUCAAUCAAAUUGCACACAAAAUACUCAGAGGUUAUUGAUGGAUCUUUUAGCACAGUACAGGUAAUUGCAUUACAAUAUGCACUCUGUUUCUGCAGUCUUUCAUUUUGCCUUGCUUAGCCCCUCAUGCUUUCUGUGGCUGAUCAUAUAGCAAUGAUUUGUUUUGAAAGUACAUUGUUCCGAUUUUUUCACGAGUACAUAUGGUGCCAUUGCCUACUUCUCAAGUUCUGUAUGCAUACAUCAUGAAAUUGCACUUUUUUGCCAACCUGUCUGUUUUCCAUUACUGUUGUGUUCAUAACUGUUUUUUCUAAAUAUUUAUUUUACAAUAUUAGAAAGAAUCAUAAACAAGAACUGGCAAUUUAUUUUCCCCUGGUGUUUCACUUCUUUUAAAAGUAGAUCUUGCACUAAUAUUGUUUUUUGGUAAGGUCUGAAGUAUUUGCACACAUUGUCCCAGGGCAAAAACUUUUAUUCCCCUGACACAGAUGACAAGUUUCUUUUUUUUCUUCACUUAAAUAUGGUAGAAUGUCUAUUUUAUUAAUUGUUAUAGGCCAUUCUCAAGAACUAAUUAAGAAUCAUUUUUAUCCCAAAAGUAGUAAA